Molecule: messenger RNA, 2346 nt
Organism: Ilex paraguariensis (yerba mate)
Lineage: Eukaryota; Viridiplantae; Streptophyta; Magnoliopsida; Aquifoliales; Aquifoliaceae
Source: the annotation of a GenBank genome assembly
UCUGAGUAUCGUAGGAAGAGGAAUGAAGUGGAUGUAGCAUGUGACAGAGUUGACACUUAUAUCAGGUCUUCAGUGCGCAAUGCUUAUGCUCAGGUAAGGGAGAAGCUAAACACAAGCAGGCGGUUAUCAAAAAAUAAACAAAAUCCUCUUCCUGCUCUCUCUGUCCUCGCACAAGAUAUUACUGACAUGGCUUUUAAUGAGAAGGAAAUAUAUAGUCCAAUCCUGAAAAGAUGGCACCCAAUGGCAACGGGUGUAGCUGUAGCCACCCUUCAUGCUUGCUACGGCAACGAGCUGAAGCAAUUUGUUUCAGGCAUCAGUGAGUUGACUCCCGAUGCUAUACAAGUGUUGAUAGCUGCUGACAAGAUGGAAAAGGAUCUUGUGAAGAUGGCAGUUGAAGAUGCGGUGGAUAGCGAGGAUGGUGGGAAAGCAAUAAUUCAGGAGAUGACUCCUUAUGAGGCUGAAAGUGUAAUUGGGAAUCUGGUGAAAUUGUGGAUUAGGACUAGAGUAGACAGGCUUAAGGAAUGGGUUGACAGAAAUCUGCAACAAGAGGUCUGGAACCCUCGAGCAAACAAAGAGCGAUUUGCUCCCUCUGCUGUGGAGGUCCUACGAAUCAUGGACGAAACUUUGGAAGCAUUCUUCUUGUUGCCAAUACCCAUGCAUCCAGUUCUGCUUCCUGAUUUGAUGAGUGGUCUUGAUAAAUGCCUUCAAAAUUACAUAUUGAAGGCAAAAUCUGGCUGCGGAUCCCGAAAUACUUUCAUUCCAACUUUGCCUGCUUUGACCAGAUGUACAACUGCAUCAAAGUUUGGUGUAUUUAAGAAGAAAGAUAAGUAUCUUACAGUUCAGAGGAGAAAACCUCAGGUUGAGGCUCUGGAUGGGGAUAAUUUCAUUGGUAUACCACACCUAUGUGUCCGCAUUAAUACUUUGCAUCACAUCCGAAAAGAGUUGGAAGUUCUAGAAAAGAGGACAAUCACCCAUUUGAGGAAUACUGGAUCCACUCUUGUUGAUGAUAUUGUAAACGGCCUGGGAAAAAAGUUUGAGUUUUCAUCAGGUGCUUGUGUGGAAGGGAUCCAGCAGCUCUGUCAGACAACUGCAUAUAAGGUCAUAUUUCAUGAUCUAAGUCAUGUUCUUUGGGAUGGCCUAUAUGUUGGUGAAGUUUCAUCUUCGAGGAUUGAACCUUUCCUUCAGGAACUUGAGCAAAAUUUAGAGAGUAUAUCAGCGACUGUACAUGAGAGAGUAGGGACACGAUUAAUUACUGACAUAAUGAAAGCUUCUUUUGAUGGGUUCUUGUUAGUUUUGCUUGCUGGAGGCCCUUCCCGUGCUUUUACUCUUCAAGACUCUGCAAUGAUAGAUGAGGAUUUUAAGUUUCUUAUGGAUCUGUUCUGGUCCAAUGGUGAUGGAUUGCCAGCCGAUUUGAUAGAUAAGCUUUCAACCCCUGUGAAGGUUGUCCUUCCCCUUUUCCAUACUGAUACUGGGAGCCUUAUUGAGGAAUUAAAAAAUGGAACUCUGAACAGCUAUGGCGUCUCAGCUAAGUCGAGGCUCCCAUUGCCUCCAACUUCAGGUCAGUGGAAUCCAAAAGAGCCAAACACGAUCUUGCGAGUUUUGUGUUAUCGGAAUGAUGAGCAGGCCACAAAAUUUCUUAAAAGAACCUAUAACUUACCAAAGAAACUGUGACCAGAAGCUGUUUGGAUUAAUGACAAAUUAUGAGAUGCUAGUGUUUAUAGUACUCGGACAUCGCCAGCAUCUAAUAUUUACUUAUUUAUGGCGACUUUUGGAAGCUAGUUGUCUACUUCGGCAGUGAAAUACUGCCGUUAUACAGAAUAUUUAUGUGUGGAUUCUAUACACGGUGCUUAACCAUUCAAGAAACUUUGGGUAUGAGGCUUUGGAUUUUGACUCCCAAAGGAAACUGCAGACACUGGUCCUUAUUGGCAACACAGUUAUUUUCUCCAUCCUUCCACGAAUAGGUCGUCCGGUUUAUCUGGUGAGGUCAUCUCGCCUUUUGUACAAUUGUUCUGCGAGUUACAUUGACAAUAUGCAGCAUAGAAAGAGAGGUUAGUUGUUAGUGCAGAGUUUUGAAGUUGUACCCUUGUUUUUGGGCAUUGUUUAGGUUUUCUGGUUGUCGAAUCCCCCAUACAGGAGGGGGUAGUGAGUUUGUGUAUCAUAUUGUAAAGUUCAUAAAUUAUGUUGUUAUUUGUUUGCAUUAUUGUUGUGGAACAAAUCAUAAUUUGAACUUAGAACUGAAAAUUGAUGAGUUAUUUGCACGUUUAGGUUGACAUUUAAGGCCAAAUUUGGGAUAGGAUUCGGGUUAUUGGGGGUUUUCUGGUGGUUUACGAAACAAUAAAGUGUUGG